GGGCACGAGCCCCAGCACACACACACUCUCAGAGUGGACACCGUCACCGAGCACACAGGCAUCAUGUCUUCCGAUAAGUCUAAAACUGCCUCCCAGACCGACGGGAAGGCAGCCCAGAGCAAGACCUCCGAGAUGGGCAUGAUGAACUACAAGAUGUACGUGUUUGACCAGGAGAACUUCCAGGGUCGCAUGAUCGAGAUCACCGCCGAGUGCAUGAACGUGUGUGACAUGGGCAUGGACAGAGUGCGCUCACUACGCGUGGAGUGUGGUCCUUACGUGGGCUUCGAGCAGAUGAACUUCUGUGGCGAGAUGUACAUCCUGGAGAAGGGAGAGUACCCCCGCUGGGACUCCUGGAGCAACUGCCAGAAGAACGACUACCUGCUGUCCUUCAGACCCAUCAGAAUGGACCCUGAGAAACACAAGAUCUGUCUGUAUGAGGUCGGAGAGUUCAAGGGCCGCAAGAUGGAGAUCAUGGACGAUGACGUCCCCAGUCUCUCCUCCUACGGCUUCACCGACAGAGUCGGCAGCAUCAUCGUCAGCUGUGGAACCUUUGUGGGCUACCAGUUCCCUGGAUACCGUGGCAGCCAGUUCCUGCUGGAGAAGGGCGACUACAGACACUUUAACGAGUUUGGCGCCCGCUGCCCUCAGUUCCAGUCCGUGCGUCGUAUCCGCGACAUGCAGUGGCACCCACACGGCUGCUACACCAUGGCUAGCAAGUGAAUGCCCAGCCAGGAGCGAAAGAGGAGGAUCGGAAGGGAGGGAGAGGGACGGAGGAGGAAGGAGAGAAGAAGAGACGUCUGAGGCCGUGCCUCCGGCCCUCUCUGAGACAGAGCAGAGCGGAGCGGAACAUUCCACCUGGGGAUUCCAUGGGGGGGGGGGAGUACCCGGGGGGGAGGGAGGAAUGGAGUCUCCGUGUGUGUGGUUUGAGUUGCACAGGACUGCCUGUCUCCGUGACCGACUGCUCUCAUUCAGGCCAAGGCGAAAACCGGCUCGCGCCCCCCUGAACACCACAGUCCUUCCCCGAGUCUCCUCUCUCCCUCUCUGCUCUUCUCUUUCUCUCCUGCGCUCCGACUGUGGCUAUUUCAUUUCCUUCCAUUUUUUGUCACUUUUUGUUCUCUCUUAUUAUUUUUUUUUCGCCUACCCCUUUCAAAUCAUGUCCCUUCCCCCAGGAGUAUGGAGAGCACGGGAGAGAGGAGGCAGGUGUCACAGACGGACCUCCUGAGCCCAGCUUGUCUCACUCCAACACUGCUGUACAGAAUCCUGGCCACCUUUUAAAUAAAAUCCCAAAUGCUUGAUUUGAAAAAAAAAA
Messenger RNA from Alosa alosa (allis shad), 1309 nucleotides. RefSeq names its product crystallin, beta B1, like 1 (gene crybb1l1). Gene Ontology annotation, molecular function: structural constituent of eye lens. NCBI's taxonomy places the organism in Eukaryota, Metazoa, Chordata, Actinopteri, Clupeiformes, Clupeidae. Gene Ontology annotation, biological process: visual perception; lens development in camera-type eye. The record is from RefSeq and is a predicted model, not a curated record. The transcript has 6 exons. Bases 64 to 720 code for a protein of 218 amino acids.